AGUUGGUGUGUGUACAUAUGACCAAAAACGUCGUGGAGAAGGCUAAAGAAACAGUCGUGAAAAGCCAUUUGUUGUAGUAGAGAGAGAGAGAUUUGAGUUAGGCAAUACUGUCACUGAUUUAGGCAUUUGAUAUUUUGUAAACAAAAUUUUUUGGUUUAUUUUUGGGGAGUGGUGGUAAUACACACUAAUAUGCAUUUCUGUCACCUGGAGAGAUGAGAUGUCUCUAAAAAAUGGUCAAAGAGGCGAUUAAUUAGUUAAAUAGCAAAUGGAAAAAACAAUUAGGGAUGGGUUUGUUUGUUACCAAGGAAUUAACAUAACAGCUGUAAUGCUGCUGCGAGAUAAAAUGAACAAUGAAGAAGCGGAGACCUGUUGACUUCAAAUAAUUUUAAUUAGUUUCUUCUGUGCGAUAGAGAUCGAUCGAGAGAUGGGUGCUUCAUCAUCAUCAUCUGUGUCGGAGAAAUCAAUCCAUCAAUUCACCGUCAAGGAUAGCUCCGGCAAGGAGGUUGACCUAAGCGUGUAUCAAGGGAAAGUGCUGCUCGUCGUCAACGUCGCUUCUAAAUGCGGAUUCACGGAGUCCAAUUACACCCAGCUGACGGAACUUUACCGGAAAUAUAAAGAUCAAGGUUUUGUGGUAUUGGCGUUUCCUUGCAACCAGUUUCUGUCCCAAGAGCCUGGCACCAGCGAAGAGGCUCAUCAAUUUGCUUGUACUCGCUUUAAGGCUGAAUACCCUGUUUUCCAAAAGGUGCGUGUAAAUGGACAAAACGCUGCACCAGUCUACAAAUUCCUCAAAUCUAAGAAACCCUCUUUUCUUGGAAGUCGUAUCAAAUGGAACUUCACCAAGUUCUUGGUCGGCAAAGAUGGUCAAGUCAUUGAUCGUUAUGGCACAACUGUUUCACCUCUAUCCAUCCAGAAAGACAUCGAGAAAGCCCUUGCACAAGAAUUGUGAACACGCACAGAGAUAUUUGACUCCUUUGGAAGAAACUUCUCUCAUACUCUCGGUCAUGCAGUCAAGUUUCUACAUUUCCCAUUGCACCUUCCAUAUGGGCCUUGUAUUCAUCUUAUGUGUAACUCUACUAGCCAUUUCUUUUGUGAAAUUUGAUCAAAGGUGAUUCCAAUAAGUUGAUUUGAACCCAUAAAAAAAAG
Molecule: messenger RNA, 1143 nt
Organism: Arabidopsis thaliana (thale cress)
Lineage: Eukaryota; Viridiplantae; Streptophyta; Magnoliopsida; Brassicales; Brassicaceae
Gene: GPX5
Product: glutathione peroxidase 5
Exons: 6
Coding region: 425-946 (173 amino acids)
Biological process (GO): response to oxidative stress; cellular oxidant detoxification
Cellular component (GO): plasma membrane
Molecular function (GO): peroxidase activity; glutathione peroxidase activity
Source: RefSeq, marked reviewed